AAGAAACACAGGGGGAAAUAGCUCCAGAGCCUCUGCAAGCUCCCCGGGGAGCAAGACGCCGUUUUUUUAUCAAGCCGAGAGGCAAAGGACCAAGAACAAAUCCAAAAGAGGAACUUUGGAGCAUCCUACUAAAGAAAGUUAAGGCCUGUAUCUUAAUCAGGACAAGAAGUGGAGCUAACAUUGCUGUUCAGCUUCUUCUCUGGACUUUCAACACUCUCUGGCAUCCAUCUGGGUUGUAAGCCAGGAUGCCCUCCAAUGGCAGUAAAGCCCUCAAGCUACAAUUCGGACUUAUUAAUUAUGAGAAUCGCUAUCUAACAGCAGAGGCGUUUGGCUUCAAGGUGAACGCUUCAGCUCCAAGUCUAAAGAAGAAGCAGAUCUGGACUCUGGAGCAGGAUGAGCAGGACGGUCAGGUGGUUUACCUGCGCAGUCACCUGGGCCGCUACCUGGCUUCCGACAAAGAUGGCAAGGUAAGCUGUGAAGCUGAAGCCAAAGAGAAUUACUGCCGCUUUCUGAUUGUAGCACAGUCGGACGGGCGCUGGGCCCUGCAGUCCGAGCAAUAUCUGCGCUUCUUCGGAGGUUCAGAGGACUACUUAUCCUGCUUUGCUCAGACCAUUGGUGAGGCAGAAUUAUGGGCCAUGCACCUGGCUCUGCACCCACAGGCAAAUCUGCUUAGUGUGGCCCGCAAACGCUAUGCCCACCUAGCAUCUCCAGAGGGAGAGAUUGCUGUGAACGGCAACAUCCCCUGGGGUGUGGAUGCUCUUCUAACUCUUGUGUACAUGGAUGGCAAAUAUUGUCUUAAGACCAGUGACAGCCGCUUUCUGAGCAAUGAUGGGAAAUUGUCCUCUGAAAAUGGUCGUGGGACAGGCUACACUUUGGAACUGAAAUCAGGCAAGUUGGCCUUCAAGGACUGUGAGGGGAAAUACUUGACCCCCAUGGGGCCCACUGGAACGCUGCGCUCUGGACGCUGCUCCAAACCUGGCAAAGAUGAGCUAUUUGAUCUUGAGGAAAGCCAUCCACAAGUGGUGUUUCAGGCCUCCAACAACAGAUUUGUUUCUAUCAGACAAGGAGUGAGUGUCUCAGCCAAUCAGGACGAUGAGACAGACAUGGAGACUUUUCAAAUGGAAAUUGAUAAAGACACAAGAAAGUGCAAAUUCAGAACUAACGAAGGGAAUUACUGGACGCUUGUCGCUCAUGGAGGCAUCCAGUCAACAGCCACAGAAGUCGGUGCCAACACCAUGUUUGACAUAGUGUGGCUCGGUCGACGGGUGGCACUGCGAGCCAGCAAUGGAAAAUAUGUAUGCACUAAGAAAAAUGGCCAGCUUGCUGCAGUCAGUGACUCUGUGGGUGAGGAUGAGCGGCUGAUUCUGAAGCUGAUCAAUAGGCCCAUUCUGAUCCUGAGGGGAGAGAAUGGAUAUGUUUGCCACCAUAAGAACUCUAAUACACUGGACGCCAAUCGUUCAGUCUAUGAUAUAUUUGCACUGCAGUUCAACGAUGGUGCAUACCACAUUAAAGGUGCUGGUGGAAAAUUUUGGUAUGUUUCCACCAGUGGCUUGGUGUGCACUGAUGGAGACACACCUGAAGAUUUCUGCUUUGAGUUCUUAGAGCAUGGACGGAUAGCCAUAAGGGGCAAAAACAGCAAAUAUCUGCGUGGAGACCAAGGAGGCAAUCUGAAAGGAGAUGGAGAGAAUGCAGACAGCUCUUCCCUCUGGGAAUACUGACACCAUCUGGACAUUUAAGGAACUGUCACUCACCUGUGUUAAACUCUUGGAUUUACAUAUAUGAGAAAAAUUAAUUGAUUAAGGUUUAAUAAUUCCACAUCUGUUUCCCCAUCAGUCAGCAUUUGAUGUAGAGUCAGUAUUCAGCAUUACAUAUGUAUUAUUUACCAUUUCUGGUUUAAAGUCCUAUACAAAAUGACUGAGCAUGUGUAAAAAGAAAUCAGACAUGAGAAUAAUUUAUUAUAUCAGCUCACUUUGUCACACUGUUAGGAAAAAUGUUUGAGGUUAUGAAUUUGCUAAGUAUGCUAUUACUGUGGCAAAUCACUUCUAACAUCUCUGUUCAACUUCAAAUUGACACAUUACAAUUCAUUACAGCUGUUUUUCUUUUUCUUUUUUCUUUUUUACUUUAAUGACCCAUUAUUGUCCUGCUAUUAUUUAUUAUCAUGCCAAUGUUUGUCAGUUCCAGUAAAGCUUGUUUUAUUCUCUGGGGUUACAAACUGCUGUGUUUGUAAUACAUGGAAAUACAUGGUAUUUAAAUAUAUUUAGGUCUGUCAAA
This is a messenger RNA of Carassius gibelio (silver crucian carp), 2271 nucleotides long. RefSeq names its product fascin-2-like. The record is from RefSeq and is a predicted model, not a curated record. Gene Ontology annotation, cellular component: actin cytoskeleton; cytoplasm. Gene Ontology annotation, molecular function: protein-macromolecule adaptor activity; actin filament binding. The coding region runs from base 246 to 1718 and encodes 490 amino acids. Gene Ontology annotation, biological process: cell migration; actin filament bundle assembly; establishment or maintenance of cell polarity. Lineage: Eukaryota; Metazoa; Chordata; Actinopteri; Cypriniformes; Cyprinidae. The transcript has 5 exons.